Exophiala bonariae is the source of this 1050-nucleotide messenger RNA. RefSeq names its product Eisosome core component (gene PIL1). Gene Ontology annotation, cellular component: eisosome filament; plasma membrane. The record is from RefSeq and is a predicted model, not a curated record. NCBI's taxonomy places the organism in Eukaryota, Fungi, Ascomycota, Eurotiomycetes, Chaetothyriales, Herpotrichiellaceae. Gene Ontology annotation, molecular function: lipid binding. The coding region runs from base 1 to 1050 and encodes 349 amino acids. The transcript has 4 exons. Gene Ontology annotation, biological process: eisosome assembly; endocytosis.
AUGCACCGCACAUACUCUAUGCGCCAAUCGCGCGCACCUACAGCCUCACAAAUUGAGAAUCCCCCUCCACCAUCUUCCUCAACCAAAGGCGGCCGCCUAUUUGGCCGCAGCAACUUCGGCCAUGCAUUUAGAAAAGGUACCGCAGGUGCCUUUGGCCCAGAUCUCGCCAAGAAGCUCUCCCAGCUCGUCAAGAUGGAAAAGAACGUCAUGCGAAGUCUCGAGCUAGUAGGCAGAGAAAGAAUGGAAGUAGCUCAACAACUUUCCCUGUGGGGCGAAGGUUGCGACGAGGACGUCAGCGACGUCACUGACAAGCUCGGAGUCUUGGUCUACGAAAUUGGCGAGUUGGAAGAUCAAUUCGUUGAUCGCUACGACCAAUAUCGUGUGACUAUCAAGUCGAUCCGUAACAUUGAAGCUUCCGUGCAGCCCUCGAGAGAUCGCAAGCAAAAGAUCACCGAUCAGAUUGCUCAACUAAAAUACAAGGAGCCCAAUAGCCCAAGAAUUGUUGUCCUGGAGCAAGAACUCGUUCGUGCUGAGGCCGAGUCCUUGGUUGCCGAGGCCCAGCUGUCCAACAUUACUCGCGAGAAGCUGAAGGCUGCAUUCACCUACCAAUUCGACGCAAUCCGAGAACACUCGGAGAAGGUUGCCAUCAUUGCAGGUUACGGAAAACAUCUCCUCGAGCUCAUCGAUGACUCCCCAGUGACCCCUGGAGAGACCCGAGCAUCCUACGAUGGUUAUGAGGCCUCCAAGGCCAUCAUUCAAGAUUGCGAAGAUGCUCUCACCAACUGGGUAUCGUCCAAUGCAGUUGUCAGCUCCAAGCUCUCGGUUCGCUCGCGCAACCUUAGCCAGCGCCGGAAGAAGAACGCUGCUUCAUCCGAAGGCGUGGAUCUGAGUGGUCAAGAUCACGCUCUCAAGAAUGACCGUGACAGCUGGGUGCCUGCAGGUCAGCACGGAGAGUAUGAACAAGAAGAGGAGGAAGAAGAAGAGGAAGAGGAGGAGGAGGCUACUGGAACCAAUGGUCAACACGCCGGUCAGCACCCUGUCGCCGCUUAG